Molecule: messenger RNA, 693 nt
Organism: Capsella rubella
Lineage: Eukaryota; Viridiplantae; Streptophyta; Magnoliopsida; Brassicales; Brassicaceae
Exons: 2
Coding region: 1-693 (230 amino acids)
Source: RefSeq, a predicted model, not a curated record
AUGGAAUGUAACAAGGAUGAAGCUAGAAGGGCAAUGGAUAUAGCUGAGAGGAAAGUUUCAGAGAAUGAUUACAUUGGAGCCAAGAAAUUUGUUAACAAAGCUCAGAUUUUGUAUCCUAAUCUUGAUGGUUUGAAACAAGUGUUGAUGAUGAUUGAUGUUUAUAUCUUUGCAUCAAACAGAGAAGCUGACUGGUACGGAGUUCUCAGUGUAGACCCUUUGGCUGAUGAUGAUGCGGUGAAGAGACAAUACAAGAAGUUGGCUCUUUUGCUUCAUCCUGAUAAAAAUAGGUCAAGAGAACUGCGCGCUUAUGAUCAUAAGAGGAAGACGAAAGAAGCAAAGAAUCCACCAAACCCACCACGCAAGCCUGCUUCUCACAAUGUGAAUACAAGUGCUAGAGGAGGUGUGGAUACGAGUGCUGGGGCUACAAGUGCUAAGCCUGCUUGUGGGAUGCCAAAACCACCAAACCCACCACGCAAGCCUGCUUCUCACAAUGUGAAUCAAAAUGCUAGAAGAGGCGUGGAUACGAGUGCUAGGGCUACAAGUGAUAAGCCUGCUUGUGGGAUGCCAAAACCACCAAAUCCACACAAGCCAGCAUCUUCUUACGAGCAUCAAAAUGCUAGAGACUGUAUGGAUCCGAGCCCUAAAGCUAGGAGUUAUAUGCAUGCCCUUGCCCCUACAGAUUCAUUUAAAUAA